UAACAUGAACAUUCGAACUUGAUUUUGAUAGACGUGAUUCCUUCUUAGGAGGAGCCAUUCAUCGAAGUUGAUCAUUUUGACAGGUCUAGUGGCAUCUUAUUAGGAAUAAAUAGUUGUAGAAUUUCACAGACACCACAACAGAGUCACUUAAAUUAUAGGCAGCUUAGUUCUCAACCAAAUGACCAAUGAAUGCCUUGACCCUUGCCCUCUUUAAUCUCUAUCAUGAGGAGUAACCCAAUUCCGCGUCACAAUUGCAGGAGCAGAAGUAAAGGAAAAAAGCGCCUAUUCCAUUCCAGCUAGACCUGCCAGCACACUCUGCUGUCCAAACUCUGUUGUAUAUCUUCCUCCAUGUUCCUCUGUUCUUAUUCAAACAUCUGCUGCACUUGAAAUUAAGCUCAUCAGCCAUCCUUUUGCCACCUCUCUAUCCACAUUUCUUGCCGCCACCAGCCAUUGUGAGAUUAUCCUCCCAAUCUUUCCACAUAUUAUUACUUUUGCUUUGAGACAUUGGACUUUUCCAUUGAAUUCCUGAUUUGAACUUUACUAGCUUGUCAGAAGCACAAUCAGCAAGGUCCCCAUUUCAGGACCUUCUCGUAAUAGCUCGAGUUGAAUUGCAAUGUGAAGUCUAUAUAGGAAGUCUAUGUCAUUUCGUAACUGUAAAUGAACUAAAUAUAAUAUAUUGGAAACAAACCAUGAACCUCACUUUCUCCUAGAGUACUCUCAGAUGUGGACUUGUGAGAUUCCAACUGCAAUCAAUCUACAGAGACAUGCACAACAGCAAAAUCAUUCCUUCUGAUCAGGCCAGCAAAAAAAUGUGACUCGCUACAAUGAAGCAAGAGGGCAGCUUGGGAACUAAGCUGCAAGAGUUUCCGCACAAGUAGACAGACAAUCAUAUCCAAUCAAUCGUCUUGCCGAAAGCCUAUGCUCGAGUAAUUUACAAUAAAAGAUAAGAAUAUCAACAUGCACGAUGUGAAGGUGCAGAAACCUUUUCAACCACCAUUGACUUCAACCAAUCGUCUUGCCUAGAGCCUGCUCAAGUAAAUUCCAAUUCAAGGUUGAAUCAGAUUGCCAACAUGUACGACGUCACACUGCAGAAACCUUUUCAAUCACCAUUGAGUACCGACAGAGCCAUUGUAUUAAGCUUCUCUUUGCAUCAAUCUUAUUAUUAAUACUCAAUAAUCAUAUGAACAGUACAACAGUAAAGCACAAAUGCUUUCAGAAGAUCCCAUCAAGCAUGACACAGUCAUGUGGCUAACUGAGUAAACCUUCUAUUUCCACAUUAGGCCAUUCGAACAAGCAAAAUUAAUAGACAGACAUCAGGAUCAAUCAUCAUAGUAAAGGAUCAUAUGGAAAGUACGACAUCCAAAAACAGAAUUUCUAUUAUAAUUCCUAAGUCACAUCAUCAUAGUCAAACCAUCAUAGGUCACGAGUCUCGGUACUUGACUACAUAAUUGUCAUAUCAAUAGCUUCAAUAAUGAACCAACAAGGAUGAGAUGUUUUCUUGCUUGAUAUAUAUAGCAAAAUACACCUUCAUCCACGAAGGACUUAACUGCACAAUACUUCUAAAAACUGGAAUAGAGGGCAGCUGCAGCAAAUGUACUAUCAAGUAAUCAUGUCUAUCUUAAACAUAACAAAUAGCAUUUUCUUGGCAUUCCAGUUGGAUCAUUCAAAAUUUCCCAUAUAUGACGAUUUAGGACUUUCAAUACGGUCUUUAUCGAAAUUGAGAUGGAGCAGAGGGGUAACCGAUGACGAUCAUCUCAGAGUAACACACAAAGGGACACAACGGUUUGAUAAACCAUUACCUGACAUCGCGGAUAGUAAUUCUUUGUAUUUAUAAACAUAAAGGACAAUGUUUUCUAGUAUUCUAGAUAGAUCAUUCAAAAGUUCCCCUCCAGGCCUCCAACUAAGGACUUUUGCUACUGUUAAUCUUAAACAUGAGAUGGAGCAGAGGGGCAGCAACUGAUUAUGAUAAAGAAAAGAAACAGAAUAUUUUGAUAAUCAGAACCUGACAUAAUGGACAGUGGUAUUUUGCUAAAAUCAUUCAAAGUUGCCCUCUAGGACACCAAUUAGGACUUCCAGCAUAACAACCUGUCAUUGAAGUUGAGAUGGUGCAGAAGCGACAACAAUUAAUGAUCGUCUCAGAAUAACACACAAUGGGUUAUAAACAACGGACUCAAUUUAUGACCUUGUCUUCGACAAAAUGGAGCAUAAGGGCAAGUGGAAUGGUUAAGUAAUAGCUUGGACAAACAGCGUUCUUACUCGAACAUAGCCAUCAAUCUAUGUAUUUUCUCAAUCAGUAUUAAUCAUCACAAAGUUCCCAUAUAGGACUCUAUUUAGGGAAGUCAAUGUGUAUGAUAGAGCAGAAGGGCAACUAGAAUAGAGAUAAUUUCAGUUGCAGUAACAACAUAACACAACUUUCGGUCCAACUUCCUCACUCUAACAUGGCCACCAUGCCAUUUUAUAAGUUGAGUCACAUCCAGGACUCUAGCUGAGGCAUUCGGACUAGGAUAGAGCAGAAGAGAAACUGGAAUGAUCAUAGAUUAUUUCAGUUGUAGAAACAAUGGGACACAACUUUCCUACCAACUUCCUUUCUCAAACAUGGCCACCAUUACGUGUCUUUACCUGUUUGAAUCUCCCCUCUAGGACUCUCUUUAUAAUUCUCACUUAAUAGCAUAGAGCAAAAGUGUAACUUGAAAGGUUAUAUAGUCACUUCAAGAGAAACCAACAUGGCCACGGAUAUUACUUUGUGUGUCACCAGAUUAACAUAGGGUCAACAAGGAGACUGUAAUUGAAUGGAACAACCAAAACUGUAAGUUCAUUCUAGCUAUGGGACAAGCAGUAGGAUACAUAAUGCAGUUUGCAAAGCUUGAAGAAAUUUAAUAAUUGCAAAUGGGGCCACCAGAGGGCAAUAAUCGGACAGCCGCAUUGAGCUACUUCAACAAAAGAUAUCCAUUCACAUCUUAUUGCAGCAAGUUCAUUGAUGAGAAAAUCAAGGCAAUUCAAAGAUCUUCCAUCCCUAUUCAAGAUUCUAGCAACAGAGAAGGGACAUUAAGAACCAUAUCACAGCAAGGACCUAUCCACCAAACAAUGAAAGAUCGGCAUGGACAUUCAACCUUUCCAGCCUCUAUGUAUAUAUCCUCAUCAUGCCAUUUGAAUGGGAAAAAUAAAUGAAGGGGAGGCAGGAUAGAUUACCAAAGAAUCUGCAUCUUACCAAUAGUGGACGGACAUAAAAGAAGACCACCAUCUUUCCGUCAGGAAGUAUCACCAGAACUACAUUACAGGAAUGCAGCCAGAGCUUCUAACAUAGAAAAGAAACCCAGGAAGUAUCACCAAAACUCCAUUACAGGAGUUGCAACCAGAGCUUCUAUCAUGGAAAAGAAACCCAGGAAGUAUCACCAAAACUCCAAUACAGGAAUGCAACUAGAGCUUUUAACAUGGAAUAGAAACAUGGGUUUCAUAAGCUGGAAACAAAGUCGAAGGUCAUCUAUCAAAUAAGAAAUGAACAAUCAUAAGGCACGUAAGACCACCAGAAAACACAGUUUCUAUUCUUCUUUCAAGCGGCAACAUCAUGGUCACACUGUCAUGACUGGUGUGUCUCUGCUAUUCACCUCAUAAUCAGUUUACAUUAUUGUCAUAUCAACAACUUUAUCUAUGAACUAACAAGGAUGGACUAUUUUCUCGCUAUAGCAUAAGUACUAUUCAUGAAGUUAAAUUAAGAAAACGAAACUAUAAUGAAUAAGUACUCAUGUCAAUUUUGAACGUAACAGAUAGUACUUCCAAGUAUUCUUGUCAUAUCAUUAACCCCUAGGAUUUCAAUUUAGGGCUUCCACAGUUAACAUUGGGACCGAGCAGAGGGGCAACCGAAUGUUAUCAUCUCAAAAUAACGGGCAAAGGGACACAACAUCUGGAGCAACAACAUGGUAACCAAUCCAUAUCCAUCUCGGUUAGUAUCAGUCACUACAAAGUUCCAUUCUAGGACUCCAUUUAUGACUGUCUUCACAAGAUAGAGCAGAAGGGUAACCGGAAUGAUUAAAUAAUUACUGGAAUUUCGGACAGACAACGUUCUUACUCAAACAUGGUCACCAAUCCUUGUAUUUUCUCAUUCAGUAUUAAUCAUUUCAAAGUUCCCAUCUAGGACUCUAGUAAGGGCAUCACCGAGUAGGAUAGAGCAGAAGGGCAACUGGAAUGAUUCAGGACAAUUUCAACUUUAGGGACAACGGGACACUUGCGGACCAACUUUCUUUCUCAAACAUGACCACCAAUCAAUGGAUUUACUUGGUUUCAAAUAAGCAUUCCAGAAUCCCCCUCUAGGACUCCAGUAGUAGUUUCCACUUUACUAGAUAGAGCAGAAAGGUAACUAUAGUGUCUAAAAGAUUGAUUCAACCAGCAUCAACAUGGCAUUAGAUAACCAUUUGUGAUCACCAUACUACAAAGGGUACACAAGGUGACAUUGAUUGAAUGAAACAUUGCAGAAUUC
Linum trigynum is the source of this 4474-nucleotide messenger RNA. NCBI's taxonomy places the organism in Eukaryota, Viridiplantae, Streptophyta, Magnoliopsida, Malpighiales, Linaceae. The record is from the annotation of a GenBank genome assembly.